This is a messenger RNA of Drosophila ficusphila, 897 nucleotides long. RefSeq lists its product as uncharacterized. The record is from RefSeq and is a predicted model, not a curated record. The coding region runs from base 7 to 759 and encodes 250 amino acids. Lineage: Eukaryota; Metazoa; Arthropoda; Insecta; Diptera; Drosophilidae. The transcript is spliced from 2 exons.
UUCGUGAUGAGAGCUUCGUGUGUGAUUUUUGUGGCCCUCCUUUGUUGCUCCUUGAGCUGCGCAAAGCUUUUCGAUGACGAGCUUCGUGAACUGACGGAGUUCCUUCGUCUGCAAAUGCGAUGUGGAUAUCCUGCCAGAGGGGUUCCCAUUUUGGCUCCAGCUCAGAUGGCCUACAAGGAAAUCAAUACAAGAACUGAGAGCUUUGGUUGUCAGGGAAACUUUACUGAACUGAUUAUCGAGGGUUUGGAUGGCUACGAAUUUUCUAAGCUGGAAUGGAACAACGUUUUGCACACCAUCAAGUUUGACAUAAACUUCCCCAAGAUUUCCCUGAAGAGCUCAAAUUAUAAACUAAAUAUUUUGGCUCGUCUGUUUGGCGCCGAUUUCUCCCUGUGGGGUGAUGGUGUAUUCAAUCUAGAAUUAAUCAACUUCCGAGCUUACGGAAAAUUCAUUAUUCGUCCAAAAACGGCCACCAGUGGAGUUUAUGUUAAAAACUGGGAUGUCACCUGGGAAUUGGAGGAGGCUAAAUCGCAGACAACUGGCAUUAUGAACAGUCGUUUGUACUCGAAAUUUAUAAACGAUUUGGUCAAAGAAUAUCUGGAGCUGCUGAUCAAUGAUAAUCCCACGGAAGUUUCCCAGUUUAUGGAGGAACUGAUCGUUCCACCCAUGAAUUUGGUGUUGGAUAAUGUGGCCUGGUAUGAGAUUGCCGCUAUCAUUGUGGGUCUGGUCGAUGGUAUUUUGCCAGUGGAGCCGAUUUGUUGAAGUGCUGCCGUCGAGGAAGUGGACUGCCAGGUGUUUCAAGUGUUUAAAUGUGAAUAUAUGUGAAUUAAGUCAACUGCCAGGUGUGUCAAGCGGUUAAAAGUGAAUAAAUGGCUUAGCAAACAUUUGAUAAGAAACUAA